AUGAAAAAAUCUUCAAAUUAAAAUAAAAUACAUAAGACUUAAUUAAUGGAUUUAGAGUCUUCUAGAGAAAAUUAUGUUCAAAAAAGAAGAAAAAGAGCACCUAAGGUUUACAAAAACUAGGAAGAUCUUAACUUAGACUUCUUAGAUACUGUCUUAGUGAAUAAAUAACUAUGGAAAGACAACUGGCUUGAUGGAUACUAAUACUAUAUGCUACUUAAAAACUAACACAGAUUAGACUAAAAGUAAUUUCCAUUGUUGUCAUCUCAUCCAACUUGGAUAUAUGAAAAACCUAUCAAUGGACAUCUCUAUUUCCUAAAAGAAGUUGAUUUAGAAAAAGAUGGUCCAUUUAAGCUUGGAUUUCCUAGAACUUCAUCAUUAAAUAAAAAAUCAUGGAAAUGGAAAAGAAAUAAUUUUCCAACAAAACUUCCAAAAAAUGACCCUAAAAUAGUUUAUAUUUGCGCAACAACUGAAGGCGUGGAAUCUGAUGAAAAUGGAAAUCUUGUUCAGAAAAGGUUUAGAAUGCAUAUUGCAAAAAAGAUAGAUUUAUACAAUAAAGAGCUACAUAAUGAAGAAAAUUCUCAAGGGUUAGUAGUGUGUUAGAUGCUUGAAAUAGAAUUUGGAAAAACAAAAGAAGGGAAGAAAUAUAUCCCAAAACCAAUAAGCUUAAUUCGAAAGAAAGAGAUCCUGUAUAAUUAGAAAAAAAAGCAAUAAACAGAUGAUGAAGAUAAAAUAGAAUUUGAAGUUGAUGAUUACUCUCUUGAAAAAAAUUCUUUUUAAAGCCAAAAAAAUGAGUUGUAAAAUUAAAAAAGCUACAAAAAGUAAAAUAUUUUUGAUAGUAAUAGAAGCUUCGAAUGUGAUAAAAUUGAAAUAGAAAGUAAUGUAUCUUUAAAUAGUAGUGAGUAGUAAUAGGAAUAGCCUUAAAGUAUUAAAAUAGAAAAUUAAGUAGAUCAUAUAAGUUCUACAGCUGAGUAAUGCACUGCUGCUAUUUCUAUUGAGAAUGAUAAAAUUUUUGAAAAGGCAUCACCAUUUAAAGAUUAGCUCUAGAUUAAUUCUUCAUAGGUUUUAGGAUCACAGAACCAAUCUUAAGAUGCCUAAAACUAUUACCAAAACUUCUUUCAUAGCUACACAAAACAAAAUAGUAAUGAUCCCUUUAUUUAUUUGAAAAGCUCAAUAUAUUCAUCAUAAAAUAAAAACUUGAACCUUAUGUAGCAUUCCAGUAUUUAAUUGCUUAAAAAUGCUUACUAAAGUAAAAGUGUCAAAACUGUGUCUUAAGAGGAGAGCAAUAACUCGAAUUAAAGAAGUAGUCAGUAAAAUAUUAAAUUUAGUAAAAAAACGAGCCCAAUAAGAAAAAGACUUUUCUAGAAUUAUGAAAAUAACUCAUUGUACUAAUACUAGGAUAUUUUUUCUUAUUCAAACACAUAAAAUGGUAAUAACAGUCCAUAAAUAUCUGAUCUUACUUAAAAUAAUUUUAAUAUAUUUAAUGCCUAAAAAUAUAAUAUAUCUUAAACUGCAAACAGAGAUAACAUUUAAAAUAUUUACCAUAACUCUAACCUCAAUAAUCAUAGUUUUAAUUGUAUUUAUGAUAGUUUUAAAGGUAAUUAAAAUAAUACAAAUUUAGAGUUUUAAGAUUUCAUUGAACCUUAAAAGUUUCCUGAAUUAUCUAACUCCACUGAUAAAAAAAUAGAUCAAAAUCAAAGAAAAUGUGUAAAAUAAUUCUGUAUUUUUGAUUAGUUUUAAGACUUUGAAGAUUUAGAAUAUUUUCCUCAUUCUAAAAAUAGCUAAUUAGACACUAAAUUUAAAAAUUUAGAAUUAGAAAAUGAUGGAUUAUAAAAUAAAAAAAACGCUUUGAAACCCAAAAUUUCAUAGGGAGAAAAAGACAUUUAAUCUACUGAAAUUACAAUUUUAAUUUAACCUGUACAAUUUAAGUAAUGCAAAAAAAAUAAAGAUGAAUACUAUGUCAUUUUAAUUUGA
This is a messenger RNA of Tetrahymena thermophila SB210, 1971 nucleotides long. RefSeq lists its product as hypothetical. The record is from RefSeq and is a predicted model, not a curated record. NCBI's taxonomy places the organism in Eukaryota, Ciliophora, Oligohymenophorea, Hymenostomatida, Tetrahymenidae. The transcript is spliced from 8 exons.